Molecule: messenger RNA, 498 nt
Organism: Dicrocoelium dendriticum
Lineage: Eukaryota; Metazoa; Platyhelminthes; Trematoda; Plagiorchiida; Dicrocoeliidae
Source: the annotation of a GenBank genome assembly
AUGCUUGAGUCGUCUGUUGUCAGCUCUGCUACUCAGCGACUCGCUCCAAGAAGACAAACGAUAGAAGAUGCAUACUCGCCACCUGCGAAUUUUCUCGAGAUUGACGUGUGUCGACCAAUAACGCACGGUGAUGGGAAAAACCGUUAUACCGAUUAUGAGGUGAAUCUCAGAACGAACCUACCUAUAUUUGCUUUAAAGGAAUCAUCUGUCCGUCGUCGAUACAGAGAUUUUGAGUGGUUACGCAACGAACUGGAUAGGGAGAGCAAGAUCGUUGUCCCAAAACUUCCAAGUAAAGCCUGGAAGCGACAAUUGCCUUUCAGAGUUGAUGAGGGUAUUUUUGAAGAUGAUUUCAUAGAAGAACGCCGCAAAGGCCUUGAAAGCUUCAUUAAUAAAGUAGCCGGGCAUCCACUGGCUCAGAAUGAGAAAUGUCUACAUAUGUUCCUGCAGGACAAAUUGAUCGACCGUCACUAUAAACCUAGCAAAAUGCGCAAUUGGUGA